Molecule: messenger RNA, 13380 nt
Organism: Calypte anna (Anna's hummingbird)
Lineage: Eukaryota; Metazoa; Chordata; Aves; Apodiformes; Trochilidae
Gene: DNAH17
Product: dynein axonemal heavy chain 17
Biological process (GO): microtubule-based movement
Cellular component (GO): dynein complex
Molecular function (GO): ATP binding; dynein light intermediate chain binding; ATP hydrolysis activity
Source: RefSeq, a predicted model, not a curated record
AUGGCGUCUGGGCCGGACGAGAGGCUCAGCUUCUUGGAGAGCUUUGCCACGGUGCUGCUGCGGGUCCGGGCAGAUAAGUGGAGCGAGUUUAUGGACAACAUUGAGGCCAUGGCCGAGCUGGACAGGUUCUUCAAGCAGCGGAGUGAGGAGCAGCUGGUGCUGAGGCUGGACCCCUCCGGGAAGCUCCUGUUAACUACCGACUUCCCGGACACCCUCAAGGGCAAGGGCAUCUGCUUUGUGAAGAAGAAGGAGGAGGAGAUCACCCAGGAAAACUGCCGGAGCAUGCUGAUGGUGGGGGACUUCGACUCCUCACCGCUGGAACAUCUCAACAUCGUGUUAGAGGAGGUCAUCUUCCCCCAGCUCCGGAGCGAGGACAACGUGGAGGACUGGCCCAGGGUGGUGGUGGAGGACAUGGUGCAACGAGCCCAGUGGCUAAAGAAUGAGAUGUUUGUGAUGGGAGGGAAAACGCAGUGGCUCCCCUUGCCGGAGAGUCUGGACCAGGAUUGCUGGGCCAUAACCUCUCUGCCCUUCAGCUCAACAGGGCCUGUGGACGGUUCGGUGCUACACACCAUGGAGACCAUUGUUAUUGAGUGGUCUCACCAGAUCAGGGACAUCCUGAGCAAGGACUCAGAGCAGCUGCUGCUGGAGGGGCUGCACCCCCUGCCCAGGACUGAGUUUGAGUUCUGGCAGACCAGGAAGGUCAACCUGCAGUGCAUGAAAGACCAGCUGCUCUUGCCCCGAGUGACAGCGCUGGCCAAGAUGUUGGAGAAGGCUGACAGCUGCUACUGGCCCGAGCUCCAGAGGAUAUUCAGGGAUGUUGAUGCCGGCCUGGAGGAAGCCAAGGACAUCUGCCUCCACCUGCAGCCGCUUCAGAUCUUGCUGGGAGAGGUGGAACAAGUGGAUUACUCUGAGCUGCAGCCCUUCCUGGAGGAGACACUGUGCACCAUCCGCCUCCUCGCCACUCACUGCCAGCACUACAGCUCUCCUGCCCGCAUCCUCGUCAUCCUGCAGGAGAUUGGCAACCUCCUGAUUGAGAUGACCCGUGCCUUCCUGAGCACCAAGGACAUGAUGAAUCUGCAAGGAGAAAUUGACGAGACCCUCGAGGGAAUCAAACUGGCCAUUUCCACCAUAGAGAAGCUUCUUGAGUCCUACAGCACUUACUGCUCCAAUCUUAUGUCCACGCUGUUCCCGGAGGAACCACAGAUCUCUGAGAUCCCCCCAGCCCUCGCCUUUUGGAGAGUGGACUUGUUCUUGCGCAGACUCAGAGUGAUUGAGGAGAUCUAUGAGACAGCAAUGGAGUUUCAGAAGCUGGAAAAGGCAGAGUUGGGAGGAGUAAGAGGAAACAUCCUUGGGAGCCAAGUGUUUCAGGUCUACGAAGAGGUCUCUCAACUCAUUGCAGGUUUUGGUGACUGCAAAUACGAUCCCUUAGACCCCGCAGAAGAGCAAUUGAACAAAGACUUUGCAGAGUUCCAGAAGAAGAUGCAGGACAUGGACAGGUGGCUGGCCACCAUCUUCUCCCAGGGUUUUCAUAGCUGCAGCUGCCUGGUAGCUGCUCUGGAGCUGGUGCACAUGUUUGGCUCCCUGCUGGAGCGACCUUUGGUGAAGGCUGAGAUUUCCUCCUGCUACUCAGCCAUGCUGGGAAUGUUCAGCACUGAGCUGGAGAAAGCAGAGGUGCUGUACGAUGCUCAGACACAGUGCAAGGAGGGCCUGACCACCAGCAAAAACAUGCCACCGGUGGCUGGGCGGCUGCAGUGGGCUCUGGAUCUGCAGCACCAGCUGCAGGUGCACAAGGACUUGUUCGCCAUCAACCACCCGGUCAUGGUCAGUGAUGAAGCAAAACUGGUGUCCAAAAAGUACGAGGAGAUGAUGGAGCUGCUGCAAGGUUACCGUCAGGAGAUCUACGGGGCAUGGGCAGGUGGUGCUGGCAGGGACUGCUACUUCAGCUUGGAGCAGCCCCUCAUACGCAGGGACCCCAAAUCCUCCCUCCUCGGCGUCAACUUCAGCAAACAGCUUGUGGCCGUUCUGCGGGAGGUGAAGUACAUGAACUUCCAGCAGCAGAAGGAUAUCCCCGACAGUGCUGAGAGCCUCUUUGCUCAAAAUGAGACUUUCCAAAACUUUGUGGACAACCUGAACCUCAUUGUUGGCUGGUACAAUAAGGUGAAGAAGAAGCUGCUGCCGGUGGAGCUGCCGCUGGUGGCCGGGGAACUGGAGGCUGUGGACAACCAACUGGCAUGUGCUGAGGAGAGCCUCUACUGGUGCCAUGAAGGCGUCAUGGAGUAUAUCCAAGAGAUGAGAGAUACCCUGGGCGACUUGCACAGCAGGGUCCAGAAAGCCAAGUCAAACGUGAAACACAUCACCCAGCUGAUGGAGAAAUGCACAGCUGCUCCCAUGUUUGAAAGGAAGGACAAGAAGGAGACAGCACUCUUGGACCUGGAUGGGAAGGCAAACAACUUAAAAACCCGCUAUUCAUCCAUCACAGCCGUGGGAGUAAAGAUCCACAAGAUGGUGAAUGAGAACGCAAGUCUCUUGCAGGCUGAUAUGUUAUCACAGAUAUGGCUGGACUAUGUGGAAUACUUGGAUGGCAUCGUGCUGGAUGCAUUCUUCAAACUCAUCCACAAAUCUCUGGAGCUGCUCCUCAACAACAUGUCCCCUAACGUGGCUGAGGCCCCAUUGUUUGAGGUGCGCAUGGAGCUGCGUGAUGGCAGAGUGCAGUUUCAGCCUUCACUGGAGGUGACAGAGGAUGACAGCUUCUUGAAGCUGAUUGAGAGCCUCUUCCACGAUACCUACAAGUCUGCAGCAUGCAUACCUCGGCUGCUGGAAGGGAAACUCAGCUACAAGACCACCCUAGAGGAACACGAGGAGCUGAGCAAGAUGCGGGAGAAGGUGGUGUCGCUGGUGGUCAGUGCCAUGGUGGACGGCAAGGAGUUCAGUGAUGACUUUGAGGAGCAAUCUGAGCUGUGGCUGCAGGAUCCUGAGGAGUUCCUGCAGCAAUUUCUCACCCUGGGCCAUGUCCCCAGCCCCGAGGAGCCGGAGCCACAGCCACAGCCACAGCCAGAGGAGGAGCCCCUGGCCCCUGGGACCCCAUCCCUUCAGCAAUUUCAGACAGAGAUUGACACAUACAUGGAAAUGGGCAAGGAGGUGUCGAGGUUCUCCAACACCAAGGUGUUUGGGGGCUGGCUGCGGAGCGACUGCCGCCCUUUCAAGCAGGCACUGUCAGCUGCCAUCAGGAACAGGGCCCUGGUGCUCCAGCAGUACCUCUUCAAUCAUGUCACCACCAGCCUCCAGGACCUGCAGAAUUUCAUCCAAGAGGCAAACGCUAGCUUCAGUAAACCUCUGGAGGAGGGAGACUGUGAUGGGCUGGUGGAGGUGAUGGGCUACCUGAACCAGGUCAAGGAGAGGCAGGAAAUGACUGAUACCAUGUUUGAGCCCCUGAAGGAGACGGUUGCCCUGCUCAGCACUUAUGGAGAGGAGAUGCCAGAGGAGAUCCACCAGCAGCUUCAUGACCUCCCUGAUCUCUGGGAUGGCACCAAGAAGCUCUCCCUGCAUGCCAAGAACACUGCAGCUCCCCUGAUAGCCAACGAGGUCAACACCAUCUGCAGGAAGUGCCAGGACUUUGAGCUCCAGCAGCACAUCUUCCGGGAGAAGUUCCGUGAAAAAGCCCCUUUUUCCUACAGUGACCCAGCUCCCUACAGGUCCUUGAACAAGCAACAAAAGCGCGUCACGGCCAUGGAAAAUGAGAUGUCCGCCCUGUCCACCUCAGCCGGGCUGUUUGAGGUGUCAGUCCCAGCAUACAAACAGCUCAAAGCAUGUCGUAGGGAUGUGCUCCUGCUGAAGACCCUCUGGGACAUGAUCGUCCUGGUUAAUGCAACCAUUGACGAUUGGAAGACCACCAAGUGGAAGGAUAUCAAUGUGGAGCAGAUGGAUAUUGAUUGUAAAUUUGCUAAAGAUAUUCGGAGCUUGGACAAAAAGAUGCAGAGCUGGGAUGCAUUCUCUGGACUGGACAGCACUGUGAAGAACAUGAUCACAUCCCUGCGCUCCGUGAAUGAGCUGCAGAACCCAGCCAUCAGGGACCGGCACUGGCAGGAGCUCAUGGAGGCAACCAAGGUGAACUUCACCAUGUCUGAGGACACAACCCUCGCGGAUCUGCUGCAGCUGAACCUGCACAACUUUGAGGAUGAGGUUCGUGACAUCGUGGACAAAGCCACAAAAGAGCUGGGGAUGGAGAAGGUGCUGAGCACCCUGGACACCACCUGGGAGACAAUGCAGUUUGAGUACGAGACCCACACCAGGACAGGCAUCAUGCUCCUCAAGUCGGACGAGACGCUCAUCGAGACCUUGGAGGAAAACCAAGUGCAGCUGCAGAACCUGAUGACCUCCAAGUACCUGUCCUUCUUCCUUCAGGAGGUGUCAAGCUGGCAGCAGAAGCUGUCUACCACCGACUCUGUUAUCAGCAUCUGGUUUGAGGUGCAGAGGACAUGGAGUCACCUGGAAAGCAUCUUCAUUGGCUCUGAAGACAUCCGCAAUCAGCUGCCAGAGGAAUCAAAGAAGUUUGAUGCUAUCGAUCAAGAUUUCAAAGAAUUAAUGUCUGAUAUGGUAGAAACUCCCAAUGUGGUUGAGGCUACGAACAAGCCUGGUCUGUAUGACAAGCUGGAAGCACUGCAGAGCAGACUGGCAGUCUGUGAGAAGGCUUUGGCUGAAUACCUCGAGACCAAAAGGCUGGCCUUUCCCAGGUUCUACUUUGUUUCCUCUGCAGACCUGCUUGAUAUUUUAUCAAAUGGGAAUGAGCCAGUUGAGGUGUCCCGUCACCUGCCCAAGCUGUUUGACAGCCUGGCCAGACUGGAAUUCAAGAUGAGCCGGGACAAAAAGCCCCUGAAGGUUGCCCUGGGGAUGUUCAGUAGUGACGAGGAAUACGUGGCCCUGGACAGAGACUGUGACUUGUCUGGCCAGGUCGAGGUUUGGCUGAACCGUGUGCUGGGCUGCAUGCGCUCCACCCUGCGGCACCUCAUCCCCGAGGCUGUGGGCACCUACGAGGAGAAGCCACGGGAGCAGUGGGUGUUUGACUACCCGGCACAGGUGGCUCUAACAUGCUCCCAGAUCUGGUGGACCACAGAAGUGGGCAUUGCCUUCUCAAGGCUGGAGGAGGGCUAUGAGAAUGCACUGAAGGAUUACAACAAAAAGCAGAUUAAUCAGCUAAAUGCACUAAUUUCACUGCUCAUUGGGACCCUGACUCCUGGCGACAGGAUGAAGAUCAUGACAAUCUGUACCAUUGAUGUACACGCCAGGGACGUUGUGGCCAAAAUGAUCCUUGCAAAGGUGGAGAGCGCCCAGGCCUUCACCUGGCAGUCCCAGCUCCGGCACCGCUGGGACGAGGAGAAGCAGCACUGCUAUGCCAACAUCUGUGAUGCUCAGCUCCAGUACUCGUACGAGUACCUGGGGAACACCCCCCGCCUCGUCAUCACCCCCCUGACUGACCGGUGCUACAUCACCCUGACACAGUCCCUCCACCUCUACAUGGGAGGGGCCCCCGCCGGCCCCGCGGGCACCGGGAAGACGGAGACCACCAAGGACCUGGGCCGGGCAGUGGGAAUAAUGGUCUAUGUCUUCAACUGCUCUGAGCAGAUGGACUACAAGUCCUGUGGCAACAUCUACAAGGGCCUUGCUCAGACCGGUGCCUGGGGCUGUUUUGAUGAAUUCAAUCGCAUCGCAGUGGAGGUUUUGUCUGUGAUUGCUGUGCAGGUGAAAAGUAUUCAAGAUGCAAUUCGUGCCAAGAAGGAAAGAUUUAAUUUCCUUGGAGAGGAGAUCGUUCUGGUCCCAUCAGUUGGGCUCUUCAUUACCAUGAACCCGGGCUAUGCCGGGCGGACAGAGCUGCCUGAGAAUCUGAAAGCUCUGUUCAGACCUUGUGCCAUGGUGGUCCCUGAUUUUGAACUGAUCUGUGAAAUCAUGCUUGUCGCAGAAGGUUUUCUUGGUGCCAAGCUUCUAGCGAGGAAGUUCAUUACUUUGUACACACUCUGCAAAGAGCUACUGUCUAAACAGGACCACUAUGACUGGGGGCUGCGGGCUAUCAAGUCCGUACUGGUGGUAGCUGGCUCCCUGAAGAGAGGGGACCCUGACCGUGCUGAGGACCAAAUUCUGAUGAGAGCUUUACGAGACUUCAACAUUCCCAAGAUUGUGACAGAUGACUUGCCUGUCUUCAUGGGUCUGAUUGGAGACCUGUUCCCAGCCCUGGAUGUCCCCCGGAAGAGGGACCUCAACUUUGAGGAGAUCAUUCGUCAGUCGGUGCUGCAGCUGAAGCUGCAGGCAGAGGAGAGCUUCGUGCUGAAGGUGGUGCAGCUGGAGGAGCUGCUGCAAGUGAGACAUUCCGUCUUCAUCGUCGGCAAUGCUGGCUGUGGCAAGUCUCAGGUGCUGAGGUCACUCAACAAGACGUACAUAAACAUGAAGAAGAGGCCCGUCACUGUGGACCUUGACCCAAAGGCUGUGACCUGUGAUGAGCUCUUUGGAGUUAUUCAUCCAUCCACACGAGAGUGGAGGGAUGGUCUGUUUUCUACAGCGAUGCGUGAUCUGGCCAACAUCACACAUAAGGGGCCCAAGUGGAUCAUCCUGGAUGGAGACAUUGACCCUAUGUGGAUCGAGUCCCUGAACACGGUCAUGGAUGACAAUAAGGUUCUCACCUUGGCCAGCAACGAGCGCAUCCCCCUCAACCCCACCAUGCGGCUCCUCUUUGAGAUCAGCCACCUGCGGACUGCCACGCCGGCCACUGUGUCCCGGGCAGGGAUCCUCUACAUCAACCCCUCGGACCUGGGCUGGAACCCCAUUGUGACCAGCUGGAUCGAGAAGAGGACAGUGCAGUCCGAGAAGGCCCAUCUGACCAUCCUGUUUGAGAGCUACCUGCCAGUGUGCCUGGAGAAGGUCAAGUCUGGGUUCAAGAAAAUCACUCCAGUCCCUGAGGUGACGGUGGUACAGACAGUGCUGUACUUGCUGGAGUGCCUCCUGACACCCCAGACCGUCCCACCAGACUCUCCCCGGGAGCUCUAUGAACUCUACUUUGUCUUUGCCUGCACCUGGGCCUUCGGUGGGGCCAUGUUCCAGGACCAGCUCAUGGAUUACCGCCUGGAGUUCAGCAAGUGGUGGGUGGGCGAGUUCAAAAACGUCAAGUUUCCUGCUCAGGGGACAGUUUUUGACUAUUACAUUGACCCAGAAACGAAGAAAUUCAUGCCCUGGACUGAAAAAGUGCCAAAAUUCGAACUCGAUCCUGAUGUCCCUUUACAGGCCUCCAUGGUGCACACGAUGGAGACCAUUCGUAUCCGAUACUUCAUGGACCUGCUGAUGGAGAAGCAGAGGCCCGUGAUGCUGGUGGGGAACACGGGGACGGGAAAAUCUGUCUUGAUGCGGGACAAGCUGGAAGCGCUCAGCACGGAUGAAUACCUCCUGCAGUUCGUGCCCUUUAACUUCUACACCACCUCAGCCAUGUUGCAGGCUGUCCUCGAGAAGCCCCUGGAGAAGAAAUCGGGGAGGAACUACGGCCCGCCCGGGAACAAGAGGCUGAUCUACUUCAUUGAUGACAUGAACAUGCCAGAGGUGGACAAGUACGGCACUGUGGCACCACAUACGCUCAUCCGGCAGCACAUGGACCACGGGCACUGGUACGACAGGAACAAGCUGACCCUGAAGGACAUCCACAACUGCCAGUACGUGGCCUGCAUGAACCCCACCGCAGGGUCUUUCACCAUUGACCCCAGGCUGCAGCGCCACUUCUGUGUGUUUGCCAUGAGCUUCCCAGGCCAGGAGGCCCUGCAGAGGGUGUACAGCACCAUCCUGGCCCAGCACCUGGACCUGCAGAAGAUGCCAGCGCCUGUGCAGAAGCUGCAGCCCCAGCUGAUUGCAGCAGCACUGGCCCUCCACCAGAAGGUUGCCUCCACCUUCUUGCCAACAGCCAUCAAGUUCCACUACCUCUUCAACCUCCGGGACCUCUCCAACAUAUUCCAGGGCCUGUUGUUCUCCACCCCUGAAUGCCUGAAAACUCCCGUGGACUUGGUGCGUCUCUGGCUCCAUGAAGCUGAGAGGGUGUAUGGGGAUAAGCUCAUCGAUGAAAACGAUCAAAACAGCUUUGUGAAGAUUCUGGUGGACACCUGCAAAAAGUUCUUUGCUGAACUCGGCGAAGACCUGAUCUUUGCCAAGCCAAACAUCUACUGCCACUUCGCCCAUGGCAUAGGGGACCCCAAGUACCUGCCAGUGCCAAGCUGGCCAGCCCUGAACAAGCUGCUGGGGGAAGCCUUGGACGGCUACAAUGAAAUGAAUGCAGCCAUGAACCUGGUGCUCUUCGAAGAUGCAGUGUCUCAUGUUUGCAGAAUUAAUCGGAUCUUGGAGUCUCCACGGGGCAACGCGCUGCUGGUGGGGGUGGGUGGCAGUGGGAAGCAGAGCUUGGCACGGCUGGCAGCCUUCAUCAGCAGCCUGAACGUGUUUCAGAUUACGCUGAGGAAAGGCUACAGCAUUCCAGACCUGAAGCUGGACCUUGCCUCCCAGUACAUGAAGGCAGCUGUGAAGAACAUCCCCACCGUGUUCCUGAUGACGGACUCCCAGGUGGCUGAAGAAUCAUUCCUGGUCAUAAUCAACGACUUCUUGGCAUCUGGGGAGGUGCCAGGGCUUUUUCAGGAUGAUGAGCUGGAAGACAUUAUCAGUGCCAUGAGGCCCCAAGUGAAGUUCCUUGGAUUGCCAGAUACAAGAGAAAACUGCUGGAAAUUAUUUAUAGAAAAAGUCAGGCGUCAGCUCAAGGUCAUCCUCUGCUUCUCCCCCGUGGGCUCAACCCUGCGGGUACGGGCGAGGAGGUUCCCUGCCGUGGUCAACUGCACAGCCAUCGAUUGGUUCCACGAGUGGCCAGAGGAUGCACUCGUGUCUGUUAGCAGCAGGUUCCUGGAGGAAACAGCAGACAUUGAGCCCGAGGUCAAGGUCUCCAUCAGCAAAUUCAUGUCCUACGUUCAUAUGAGUGUUAAGGAGAUGUCCAAGACUUACCUGGCUGUGGAGAGACGCUACAAUUACACCACACCAAAGACCUUCCUGGAGCAGAUAAAGCUCUACCAAAAUCUGCUGUUGCAAAAACGGAACGAGCUCACUGCCAAGAUUGAGAGGCUGGAGAAGGGGCUGACGAAGCUGCAGAGCACAACAUCACAGGUGGAUGAUCUGAAGGCCAAGCUGGCAAUCCAGGAGGUAGAACUGAAGCAGAAGAAUGAGGAUGCAGAUAAACUGAUCCAUGUGGUGGGUGUUGAGACAGAGAAGGUCAGCAAGGAGAAAGCCAUUGCUGAUGAAGAGGAGCUGAAGGUCCAGGCCAUCAACAAGAUGGUGACUGAGAAGCAGCAAGCCUGCGAGACCGACCUGGCAAAAGCUGAGCCAGCACUCGUAGCUGCCCAGGAAGCCCUUGACACACUCAACAAGAAAAACCUGACGGAGCUGAAGUCCUUUGGGUCCCCUCCUGAAACAGUGGUGAAUGUGACUGCUGCUGUGAUGGUCCUCACGGCCCCCAAGGGCAUCAUCCCGAAGGACAGGAGCUGGAAGGCAGCAAAAGUCAUGAUGGGGAAAGUAGACAGUUUCCUUGAUGCCUUGAAGAACUUUGACAAGGAGCACAUCCCUGAGGCUUGCCUCAAGGCCUUCCAACCCUACCAGUCAGACCCCAGUUUUAAUCCUGAGUUUAUCAAGACCCAGUCUGCAGCUGCUGCAGGACUUUGCUCCUGGUGCCUCAACAUCGUCCGCUUCUACGAGGUGUACUGCGACGUGGAGCCCAAGAGGCUGGCGCUGGAGGAGGCCAACGCUGAGCUGGCAGAGGCACAAGAAAAACUCAGUCAGAUUAAGCAGAAAGUUGCUGACCUGAACACCAACCUGGCAGCUCUCACUGCGGAAUUUGAGAAAGCUACAUCUGAAAAACUCAAAUGUCAGCAGGAGGCAGAUGCAACCAACAGAGUCAUCACUCUGGCAAACAGGCUCAUUGGGGGUCUGGCGUCCGAAAACGUCCGCUGGGCUGAGUCGGUGGAGAUGUUCAGAGAGCAGGAGAAGACACUGUGUGGGGAUGUGCUGCUGGUCUGUGCCUUCGUGUCCUAUGUUGGCUACUUUACCAAGAAGUACCGGGUGGAGCUGCUGGAGAAGUUCUGGGUCCCCUUCCUUGGCCAGCUGGAAGUGCCCAUCCCCAUCACGCCGGAGCUGGACCCCCUCAGCCUCCUCACCGAUGAUGCCGACGUGGCUGCCUGGAGUAACCAGGGUCUGCCCAGCGACCGCACCUCCAUCGAGAAUGCCACCAUCCUCUGCAACACCCAGCGCUGGCCCCUGGUGGUAGACGCCCAGCUCCAGGGCAUCAAGUGGAUCAAGAACAAAUACGGGAAGGAGCUGCAGGCCAUCCGCCUGGGCCAGAAGGGCUACCUGGACAUCAUUGAGCGGGCGGUUUCUGAUGGACAGACACUACUGAUAGAGGAUGUUGGUGAGACAGUGGAGCCAGUGCUGGAUCACUUGCUGGGCAGGAACACCACCAAGAAGGGCAGGUACAUCAGGAUAGGAGAUAAAGAAGUGGAAUAUAACCCACGCUUCCUCCUGAUCCUGCACACCAAAUACUCCAACCCUCAUUACAAGCCAGAGGUGCAGGCUCAGUGCACGCUGAUCAAUUUCUUGGUGACCCGGGAGGGACUGGAGGACCAGCUCCUGGCUGCUGUGGUGGCCAAAGAGCGGCCAGACCUGGAGACCCUGAAGGCAAACCUCACCAAGAGCCAGAAUGAGUUCAAGAUUCACCUGAAGGAGCUGGAGGACUCCCUGCUUGCUCGGCUGUCUGCUGCUGGGGGCAGUUUCCUGGAGGACACAGCACUGGUGGAGAACCUGGAAACCACGAAGCGCACAGCCAUAGAAAUUGAGGAAAAAGUGAAAGAAGCUAAAGUCACCGAAGGUGAAAUAAACAUUGCCAGAGAAAACUACCGGCCAGCGGCAGAGCGAGCGUCCCUGCUGUACUUCAUCUUGAGUGACCUCAACAAGAUUGACCCCAUCUACCAGUUCUCUCUCAAGGCGUUCAACGGGGUCUUUGAGACAGCCAUCCAGCGCACAACCCCCGACGAUGACAUCAAGCAAAGGGUGAUCAACCUGACAGAUGAGAUCACCUACUCGGUCUAUAUGUACACCACACGGGGCCUCUUUGAGAGAGACAAACUCAUUUUCAUUGCCCAAGUUGUCUUCCAGGUCCUGGCAAUCAAGAAAGAAGUGGACCCGGUGGAGCUGGACUUUCUUCUGCGCUUCCCAUCCAAGUCCGGCGUCACAUCCCCCGUGGACUUCCUGCAGUCCCAGGGCUGGGGAGCCAUCCAGGUGCUCUCAGAAAUGGAUGAGUUCAAGAAUUUGGAUGGUGACAUUGAGGGCUCAGCAAAGAGAUGGAAAAAGUUUGUGGAGUCUGAGGUGCCAGAGAAGGAGGUGUUCCCCAAAGAAUGGAAGAACAAGACUGCCCUGCAGAAGCUGUGCAUGCUGCGGUGCAUGCGGCCGGACAGGAUGACCUAUGCCAUCAGGAACUUUGUGGAAGAGAAAAUGGGGAGCAAGUAUGUGGAAGGAAGGAGCAUUGAUCUCUCUGAAGUGUACAAGGAGAGCAGCCCCUCCAUACCCAUGUUCUUCAUUCUCUCCCCUGGUGUUGACCCGCUAAAAGAUGUGGAGGCCCUGGGCAGAAAGCUGAACUUCACCAUCGACAAUGGGAAGAUCCACAACGUGUCACUGGGACAGGGCCAGGAGGUUGUGGCAGAACGGGCCCUGGAGCUGGCAGCCAGGAAGGGGCACUGGGUUAUCCUGCAGAACAUCCACCUGGUGGCCCGGUGGCUGCCAAAGCUGGAGAAGACACUGGAGCAGCACAGCUUGGGCAGCCAUGCUGACUACCGGGUUUUCAUGAGCGCCGAGCCAGCCCCCAGCCCCGACUCACACAUCAUCCCCCAGGGACUGCUGGAAGACUCCAUCAAAAUCACCAACGAGCCACCAACGGGCAUGUAUGCCAACCUACACAAAGCCCUCGACCUCUUCAACCAGGACACAUUAGAGAUGUGCACCAAGGAACAGGAGUUCAAAUGCAUUUUGUUUGCUCUCUGCUACUUCCACGCGGUGGUGGCCGAGCGGCGCAAGUUUGGCACUCAGGGCUGGAACAGGCCCUACCCCUUCAACAACGGUGACCUGACCAUAUCUGUUAAUGUCCUGUACAACUACCUGGAGGCUAACCCCAUGGUCCCAUGGGACGAUCUCCGGUACCUCUUUGGUGAAAUCAUGUAUGGGGGACACAUCACAGACGACUGGGACCGCCGGCUGUGUCGGACAUACCUGGGAGAAUACAUCCGUGAGGAGAUGCUGGAAGGGGAACUGCACUUAGCUCCAGGAUUUUUGAUACCUCCCAGCUUGGAUUACAAGGGGUACCACACGUACAUCGAGGAGAACCUGCCAGCAGAGAGCCCCCACCUCUACGGCCUGCACCCCAACGCAGAGAUCGGCUUCCUCACCCUCACCUCUGACAGGCUUUUUCAGACAGUUUUGGAAAUGCAGCCCAGGGAAUCAGAUGCUGCAGGAGGCUCGAGUGUCUCCCGAGAGGAAAAGGUGAAGUCAAUCCUAGAUGACGUUCUUGAGAGGCUGCCAGAGCCAUUCAAUAUGGUGGAGCUGAUGUCAAAAGCAGAGGAAAAGACCCCCUACGUUGUAGUUGCCCUGCAGGAAUGUGACAGAAUGAACAUCCUGACCCAAGAAAUCAGGCGCUCUCUGAAAGAAUUGGACUUGGGACUAAAGGGUGAGCUAACAAUUACAUCAGAUAUGGAAGAGCUGGCAAACGCCCUCUUCUACAACAAUGUUCCUGAGUCCUGGACACGCUAUGCCUACCCCUCUCUCCUUGGCUUAGCAGCCUGGUAUGCAGAUCUGCUCCUUCGGAUCAGGGAACUGGAUGUCUGGACAACAGACUUUGUGCUGCCUGCCUCAGUGUGGCUGGCAGGAUUCUUCAAUCCCCAGUCCUUCCUCACAGCCAUCAUGCAGUCCAUGGCCAGAAAAAAUGAAUGGCCACUGGACAAGAUGUGUCUGGCAGUGGAAGUGACCAAGAAAAGCCGUGAGGAAAUAACAGCUCCACCCAGAGAAGGAUCCUAUGUGCAUGGAUUAUUCAUGGAAGGUGCUCGCUGGGAUGUCCCCUCGGGGGUGAUCGCAGACGCGCGGCUGAAGGAGCUGACGCCCCCGAUGCCGGUGAUCGUCGUCAGAGCCAUCCCCGUGGACCGCCUGGACACCAAGAAUGUCUAUGAAUGUCCUGUCUAUAAGACACGGAUGCGAGGUCCCACCUACGUCUGGACCUUCAACCUAAAGACAAAAGAAAAAGCUGCUAAGUGGGUCCUUGCUGGGGUUGCUCUGCUGUUACAGGUCUAA